CUGGCUUUUCAAGUAGAUGCAUCGAUUUUCAACCAUACAAAUAAACGCCUAUUUUACAAUUUACAAUGCAGUUGCAGUUCGCGGUCCUCGCCCUCUUGACGGCAUCUUUUGCGAUCGUUUUCGCUGCGAACUACUGUGAUGAAUCUUUGUGCGGCUCGAUAAAACAUAUAGCAUGCAAUAACGCAGGGAACUUCGCAUCUUCCUGCAAAGGUGCAGCCCUGUUUACACUUAACCAGGCAAACAAAAAUUUGAUCAUCAAUGCCCAUAAUACCAAACGUAAUUUGGUAGCUGGUGGCAACACUGCAUUAAAGCCGGCUUGCCGCAUGGCCACAAUGCAAUGGGACGACGAGUUGGCUUCCUUGGCAGCUUUGAACGUCAAGCAGUGCCAAAUGAAACACGAUGCCUGUCACAAUACGAAUGCCUUCAAAUAUUCUGGUCAGAAUCUGGCUUGGAUAAGCUUCUAUGGUACACCGAAUGUUGCAAACUUGUUGCAAAAAUCAAUCGAUUUGUGGUACAAUGAAGUUAAUGACGUCAAAAUGGCUUACAUAAAUAAAUAUCCGCGUAAUUAUCAAGGCCCGGUCAUUGGUCAUGUUACUGUCAUGGUAGCGGAACGGAAUAUUCGGGUAGGAUGCGCUGUCUCCACUUACGCUGUGUCGGCCAAGCCAUAUAAGGCAUUCCUGUUUGCAUGCAAUUAUGCAACAACAAAUGUGGUAAACUCCCCGAUAUAUACAAGUUGUGCGACGGCGGCUUCGGGUUGCAAAAAGAGCAAAAAUACAGCCUUCCCAAACCUCUGUUCGAAAGACGAAGAAUACACUGUGAAUAAAUGGGUUUGAAAUGUAAAAAGUACAUACAUACAUAUCGAUGGUUCUCUACAGUAAUGACACAAUUCAAAAUUAAAAAAACCCCUUACUCUUAAGUGUAUGUAUGUACAGUAGACUGCAUCACCAAAAAGUUGAGGUCUUUCCGCCGGGAUUAGAAAAUGUAUUUUAUUUUAAGACGUCCACUAAAAUAUUUCGGAAAAAUAUUAAGAUUUACGUGAGCUGGACCGAUUUAAAAAUACCUCAAAAAAUGGAUUUUUUUUUAUGAAUAUCUAGUUUCUUAAAGAACUUUUUGAAAAAAAUCCCCUCAGAUAACAAAGCAGAUUAAGCAUCAAAAAUCUGCAUAAAAAUAUUUAAAAAUCUUUUCAACGGAAUCGCCAUUAUGAGAUUUUUGAUGCUGUUUUUUUUUAUUGUUUUCAAAGAUUGAAAACUUGAAUAACUGGCCAAAACUUUUCUGAUUUAUACUUAUGGGAUCUCAGUAGAAAGGUAUUUUACCACUAUUUUUAUUUCUGCCAAAAAAAAGUCAUUCUUGUCCCAAUUUUUUAUUUUUUUUUUCAAAUACCAACACAUCUUAAUUGAACGUUUAAUGACGUUCGUUUAUCCUACCUUUCUCGUUCAUCCUUUGAAAGAGUUUAUUAGCAUAAAG
This is a messenger RNA of Rhagoletis zephyria (snowberry fruit fly), 1464 nucleotides long. Its product is annotated as venom allergen 5-like. Lineage: Eukaryota; Metazoa; Arthropoda; Insecta; Diptera; Tephritidae. The record is from RefSeq and is a predicted model, not a curated record.